UGUGCUCAUGAGGAUUGUUCUUCAAGAUCCAUUUUUGCUAGUUUUAAUCUUCCAUCAUCCUUAGAUUGGUCUUCUCACUUCAAACGAUGGUGGACUGGGGAGUUGAGCAAUUAUGAGUACCUUAUUGUCUUGAACAAGUUAGCUGGUAGGAGAUGGGGUGAUCCAGCUUUUCAUCCAGUGAUGCCUUGGGUAAUAGAUUUCACAGUGAGGCCUGACGAAAGUUCUGACAUUGGCUGGAGAGACCUCACCAAAAGUAAAUGGCGGUUGGCGAAGGGCGAUGAACAAUUGGAUUUUACUUACUCAUCAUCUGAUGUUCCAUAUCAUGUUUCUGAUGAGUGUCUCUCAGAGCUAGCAGUUUGCAGUUACAAAGCAAGAAGACUAUCAAAGACCAUCUUGAGGUCAGCUGUCCGCUCUGUCUACGAGCCCAACGAAUACCCGUCUAGUAUGCAAAGGCUUUAUCAAUGGACUCCAGAUGAAUGCAUCCCAGAGUUCUAUAGCGAUCCUUGGAUUUUUGUCUCUCUUCAUUCUGAAAUGAGUAAUUUGGCUUUGCCUUCCUGGGUGACCUCUUCAGAGGAAUUCAUUUGUCUUCACAGGGAUGCCUUAGAGAGUGACCGAGUUUCACAACAACUGCAUCAUUGGAUUGAUAUAACCUUUGGCUAUAAACUUGCUGGGGAGGCAUCUGUUGAAGCUAAGAAUGUCAUGUUGCCUCCCAGUGAUCCAUCAAGGCCUAAAUCAAUUGGGCGAAGGCAACUUUUUACAAAGCCACAUCCUAAGCGUCUUAUUAGCACACCUCACUCAGCCUACCACAAUAAAGUGGAAUCUUGUGCAAGAUGCCAAGGAAAAGGAAGUAACUCAACUACUGAUGUAUUAUUAGAUGAAUGUAAUCCCCCAAAUAUGUUUUCACAAGUUGACUAUUUGGAAGAGUUUGAACAAGCAACAUUAUUUAUGGAGCUUCAACAUCAUUUGAAUCCAAUAUACAGUUACUCUAACACUGCUGCUUGUUGCUUGUCAGUCAAAUAUCCCAAGAGCCAAUUUUCAGAUCAGGAGGUAUUGCAACCUAAUAGUGUAUUAUCAGUGGUGCCUGAUUUUGAUUUUGGCUCCUAUCUUGAAUGCUUUGAGUCUGAUGAUAGUUCUUCUAUUGGUUAUCAAGAGCUGUUGUGCUGGAAGCAAAGGUCUUGUUCUGUUAUUGAGCAUCAUGCAAAUGAUAUAUUUUCAAUAGGAUGCAUGUUAGCAGAAAUCUAUCUGCACAGACCACUUUUUGAUGCUUCCUUGCUAGCUGCAUAUAAAGAAACUGGUAUGCUGCCAGGAGCACUCCAUGAAUUGCCUGUUCAUGUCGGUUUGCUUGUUGAGUCAUGCAUCCAAAGGCAAUGGAAAAGGAGGCCGUGUUCAAAGCAUCUUCUGGAGUCACCAUAUUUUCCUCCAUCAGUUCGAUCCGCAUAUAUGUUUCUGGCUCCACUUCAACUUCUGUGUACAUCUGGAGACCGCCUGAAGUAUGUUACUAAGCUUGCAAGUGAAGGGACACUCAAAGCCAUGGGAGAAUUUGCUGCUGAAGUGUGUGCACCUUACUGCCUACCUUUUGUUUCAUCAUCUCGGUCGGAUGUUGACACCGAGUCUUGCUUGCGUCUGCUUAAAGAGUUUUUGAAGUGCUUGAGUGUCAAAGCAGCUAAGAAACUUAUUCUGCCCAUCAUUCAGAAAAUCUUACAGGCACCAGAAUAUUCACAUCUGAAGGUUUCUCUCCUUCAAGAUUCUUUUGUCCGAGAGUUAUGGAAAAAAUUGGGAAAACGAACUUAUAUUGAGAAGGUGCAUCCCUUGGUCAUAGCAAAC
Molecule: messenger RNA, 1824 nt
Organism: Triticum dicoccoides
Lineage: Eukaryota; Viridiplantae; Streptophyta; Magnoliopsida; Poales; Poaceae
Product: protein GFS12-like
Exons: 3
Source: RefSeq, a predicted model, not a curated record